AUGAAGGAAAAGGAGCAGCAGUCUUUCACCGACAAGAUGGAAAUUGAUGCUUCUGUCCAUCAACCGACAACAGAUGCUGCCACUGAUUUGGCAUCAACAGAGAAGACUGAUGGCAAGGAUGAGAGUCUCAAAGGCAAGGAUGUGCAACGAGAAAGUGAAUCAUCAGCCCAUGGGGCUGCUAGAACUGGAGAUGUGGUUACCGUAAUGGAGGCAGAAGGGUACGUUAGCCUGGAGGAAACUAAAGAAUAUAAGUGUAUUGUAGAUCAGACUUUUAUGAGGGAGGAAGAUUUCUAUGAGUUUUACAAUGAUUAUGCAUACCAUAAAGGGUUCAGUAUCAGAAAGGGCAGAGUUAGGUACAAGACAGGCACCAAAGAGGUGAUAUGGAGAAGACUCAUGUGCUCCUGUGAAGGAUAUAGAUCUGUUAAGUACUUUGAAAGGAUGGAUCAAAAAAGACAGCCGCGUGCCCUCACCCGUUGUGGAUGCACUGCUAGGCUUGAUGUGGAGUGGAGUGAAAUUAUUGGCACCUGGUAUGUGAAGGACUUUGUGGAUGUCCAUACACAUGCCCUUGCAAAACCAGAGCAUGUUUUUGUUUUGCGGUCUCAUCGAGGGCUUAAUGAUCCUCAGAAAGUGGAGGUAGUAGAACUGGGACUAGGUGGGCUGCGUCCAUUUCAGAUCAUGGAUGUAAUGGAGGCCAGCCACGGUGGUCCAUGGGAGACUGGAUUUCUUUCGCAGGACUUGUACAAUUUCUUUUCAAGGUACAAGAAGGGAAAGGUUGAAGGAAGCGAUGUAGAAUUUGUGUUGAAUCAUAUGCGUCAGAUGCAAGAGAAAGAUCCGGAGUUCUUUUUCACAUUUAGUGUGGAUGCACAAGGCAGGUUGAAGAACCUAUUUUGGUCGGAUGCACAGUCGCAGAUAGACUAUGGUGUUUUUGGAGACGUCGUUGUAUUCGACAGCACUUACCGAGUGAACCGGUACAAUCUUCCGUUUGUCCCUUUUAUAGGAGUUAACCAUCAUCGAAGCACAGUUGUCUUUGGCUGCGGUAUUUUAUCGGAUGAAACUAUCUUGUCAUAUGUGUGGCUCCUCGAGGCUUUACUGGAGGCAAUGCACCAGAAGCAUCCAAAAUCCUUAAUUACUGAUGGGGACGCAGCGAUGAUGAGAGCUAUUGAGAUUGUCAUGCCUGAUGCAGAUCACAGAUUGUGCAGUUGGCACAUAGAGCAGAACAUGCUGAAACGGUUCCGUGGUUUGAAGCUCAAGGAUUUCAGGAAGUUCAUAUACCAUGCAAUGGAGGAGGGUGAAUUUGAUAGGCUUUGGAGAGAGUUUAGAGGUACCCAUAAUAUCAAAGAAGAUAACCUAUGGGUGGAGGAAGAUGAAUUCGAAGAGCUCUCAAGUUCCUCUCAGGUGGGCUGCAUUGUUGUUGCACUGUGGUUAAAUGCUGAAUGGCAGGAUACAACAGCUGCGUUUUUGCCUAUGGACAGGUCUUCAUCAAAUUCAUUUAUAAUAUCUGCUUCACUGAAGUGCUUUGGCUGA
Setaria italica (foxtail millet) is the source of this 1524-nucleotide messenger RNA. Its product is annotated as protein FAR1-RELATED SEQUENCE 5-like. The transcript is spliced from 6 exons. NCBI's taxonomy places the organism in Eukaryota, Viridiplantae, Streptophyta, Magnoliopsida, Poales, Poaceae. The record is from RefSeq and is a predicted model, not a curated record. The coding region runs from base 1 to 1524 and encodes 507 amino acids.